Molecule: messenger RNA, 5463 nt
Organism: Letharia lupina
Lineage: Eukaryota; Fungi; Ascomycota; Lecanoromycetes; Lecanorales; Parmeliaceae
Exons: 2
Coding region: 1-5463 (1820 amino acids)
Biological process (GO): cell motility
Molecular function (GO): phosphatidylinositol binding; catalytic activity
Source: RefSeq, a predicted model, not a curated record
AUGGCGGAAGUCAAUCCACGAAGCAUUUCCCCUGCCCCACGCCUGGCGCAGGCGCAGAACUCUGCAGAGCAACCAUCAGACGCCGGUGCCAGAGAUUACCAUAAAGGCGUCACAUAUUCUCCAAUUCGUCAAGAACGUUCGAAGCUGAACGGUUCCACCAAGACGGACGCGUUGGUAUGUCCUUCUACAACCUCCGAAGCCACCGGUUUUCCUUUUGGGAAUAGUGUCGAUACCUAUGAGGAUGGAACAAACAGCACUUCAACAGAUGUACCGCGCCUGCGCGGCAUUGCACACCAAUUACUUUUACGAAGAGCUUCAGCGGAUCAUGCCAGCGGACCGCAAGACCAACCAGCGAAAUUUAGCUCGGAGGAUUCCAAUUUCCAAGGCCCACCUAGUGUCCAGUUCUCGCGUCCAGCAGUUGAAACCGAGCAGUCAGGUUCACAGUGGAGGUCUGGUUCAGGUAACAUUGCUGGUGAUGAGACUGUGAAUAGAUCUCGCCGGGGAGGAGCACUGUUCAAUAAGAUCAAGGCUUUCGCCAGCCCGCCUAGUGUGCAGUCCCACAAGAGGACAUCAAGCGGCUUUAGCCUUGGUCGAGACUCUGUCGACGAGCGGAAGGUCUCACAUGUCUCAGAGGGGGAUGAGCCCAUGAAUGUUACGUCAGGCGAGGGAGAAAGUGAUCUCGACGCUGAUGCAGAGGAGAGCACUGGAGAGGAUGAUACUGUUGGCUCCUCGGAUCGGAAAAGGCGGAAGAGUCGACGACCACAGGAUGGAAGGCCUCAGACGGCCCCCACGACCCCCAAAAUGAUGCCUCGAAACAUGCGGCCAGGCUUCUUGUCCAGUAGUUCCAUGACUCCAACAGGCAAACCUCGUCCCUCCUUUCUCCCACGAAGAGCAACCAUGACAGAUUUGCCCGCAGAAGGACGCCAAGGAGUCUCUGAGGAUGAAGGUCGCGACAAAAUCCAUCGAGCCAACGCUUGGCGCAAGGGUAGUGCAUGGGUCCAGGGUGCACGUGGGAUGAAUUAUGCAGGUAGCCGUAAGCAAAGCCAGCAACCUUCUACCGAAGAACGCCGACCGAGCAACUUGAGGAGGCUUACUGGUUUCGGAACAAGCAAUGACGGUACCGAAUCUUCUCCUUUCUCGCCAUGGAAAGGUCACCGAGGCGAGCGUGCUACAACAAUGAGUGCAGCGAAAUGGCGACAACUGAAAGCCGGCUUGAGAAUGAUGGGUCAACGUCGGAAAGCUGAGAACACCAUCGAUCAUGCCAAGUCUGCUGAGCUGCUUGCUGAACUCACAGCUGGCGUUCCUGCGGCGCUUAUAGUUGCGAGCAUGUUCCAAAGAGAUGAACAUGGAAACAAGCGGAUACCAAUACUGUUGGAACAGCUCAAAGUCAGACUGACGGACAGCCAGCAGGUCUCUUCGAAAUCCGGUGAACGUCACAUGAUUUUUCGAAUCGAAAUGGAAUAUGGCAAUGGAUUGACCAGGAUGAAAUGGGUGAUACACCGCGCGCUUAGAGACUUCGUAACCUUACACACGCGCUACAAGAUACAGAUCGGUGCUCAAAAGUAUGUCAGGUUGAAGAAUGCUGAUGCACGUACGAAGCUGCCUCGUUUUCCAAGGAGUGCGUUUCCGUAUCUACGGGAUGCGAGAGGUCUCAAAAGCGAUUCUGAAGACGAGGAAGACGGUGAGGGGACUGGUCCGAGUGGCGGUGAGGCAAGUGAAGCAGAACGUUCCAGCAAGAAGAAAGCACGCCCUUCCUUAGGGGGUUCGAAGCGAAAGUCAAGUGUUGCGAAUCUGCACGGCGGAGAGGGGUCUAGUGCUCCUGCGCGCAAAGACGCAUAUCCAGAAAGGCAACGUAAGAAGCUUGAGCUUUAUCUCCAGCAGAUGAUUCGAUAUCUCAUAUUUCGGCCUGAGAGUAAUCGAUUGUGCAAGUUCCUCGAGCUUUCUGCUCUUGGGGUGCGCCUUGCUGCCGAAGGAAGUUACCACGGAAAAGAAGGACUUCUUAUCAUACAAUCCGGGAAGGGUGUUGACUUCCGAAAAGCUUGGACACCGUCCCUGCUUGCAGGUCGUCAUGGUCCCAAGUGGUUUUCUGUUCGUCACAGCUACCUUGUCUGUGUAGACUCUCCAGAAGAGAUGAACAUAUACGAUGUCUUUUUGGUAGAUUCCAGCUUUCAAGUCCAGACUAAGAGAAGAAGCCUGCGCGAGCGGAAGCCUAAAGACAUGGCAAAGGCCGCAAAGGAAUCGGCGUCACAUCCAAAGCACCAUAGCUUGAAGCUGUGCAAUUCGGAAAGAAAGCUAAAGCUGCUGGCCAAGACUGAAAGGCAACUGCACCAAUUCGAAGAGUCGAUCAAAUGGAUGCUAACAACUACUUCUUGGGCCAAACCCAAGCGUUUUGACAGCUUCGCUCCUGUUCGAUCUAAUGUAUUUGCCCAGUGGCUAGUCGACGGCAGAGAUUACAUGUGGAACGUGUCUAGAGCAAUAAGCAUGGCUAAGGAUGUCAUCUACAUACACGACUGGUGGCUGAGCCCAGAAUUAUACAUGCGAAGGCCUGCCGCAAUCAGUCAGAAGUGGCGACUGGAUAGACUACUGCAACGCAAGGCACGAGAAGGAGUCAAAGUCUUCGUCAUAAUGUACCGCAAUAUCAACUCCGCCAUCCCCAUCGACUCAGAAUACACCAAAUUUUCACUUCUUGACUUACAUCACAAUGUCUUUGUCCAACGGUCACCAAAUCAAUUCCGACAAAAUACUUUCUUCUGGGCUCAUCACGAGAAGAUCUGCAUUGUUGAUCACAUAGUGGCCUUCGUUGGUGGAAUCGAUCUAUGUUUCGGUCGAUGGGACACUCCUCAGCAUUCAGUUGUGGACGACAAGUUGACCGGCUUCGAAGAGUCUGACGCACCGAAAGAUGCUGAUCACUGUCAGCUUUGGCCGGGCAAGGACUACUCCAAUCCCAGAAUUCAGGACUUCUAUGCUCUAGAAAAGCCAUACGAAGAGAUGUACGAUAGAUCCAAGGUUCCUCGGAUGCCAUGGCAUGACAUACAUAUGCAAAUUGUAGGCCAGCCCGCCCGCGAUCUGACUAGGCAUUUCGUGCAACGAUGGAAUUACAUCCUACGCCAACGCAAGCCAACUCGGCCCACCCCAUUCUUAUUGCCGCCACCAGAUUUCCAGCCAGCAGACCUUGAAGCUCUAGGACUAAAUGGUACAUGUGAAGUGCAGAUACUGCGGUCCGCCUGCUGGUGGUCGCUGGGGACGCCAAACCAUACUGAGCAUAGCAUCAUGAACGCCUACAUCAAGACGAUUGAGCAAUCGGAGCACUUUGUCUAUAUUGAGAACCAAUUCUUCAUCAGCAGCUGCGAGGUUGAGGGUACUCGAAUCGAGAAUAAUAUUGGUGAUGCUCUUGUCGAACGUAUUGUCAGAGCCUCGCAGAGAAGGGAAGACUGGCGUGCAGUCAUAGUCAUUCCUCUAAUGCCCGGUUUCCAGAACACCGUUGAUCAACAGGAUGGCACAAGUAUCCGACUUAUUAUGCAAUGCCAAUAUCGGAGCAUAUGCCGAGGAGAAGCAUCUAUUUUCGGUCGAGUACGCGCCCAAGGCAUCGAGCCCGAGGAGUACAUCCAAUUCUACAGCCUACGUUCCUGGGGCCGGAUCGGACCUACCAAGCAGCUCGUGACAGAGCAGCUUUACAUCCACGCAAAGUGCAUGGUCGUGGAUGACAGAAUAGCAAUCAUUGGUUCAGCGAAUAUCAAUGAGCGCUCGAUGCUGGGCUCUCGGGAUUCUGAAUGUGCGGCUGUGGUCCGGGAUACUGAUAUGCUCUGGUCAACUAUGAACGGCGAGCCAUAUCUCGUUGGUCGAUUUGCUCACACCUUGCGAAUGCGCCUCAUGCGGGAACAUCUCGGCAUUGCCGUUGACGAAAUCUUGGAAGAUGACCUGCAAGAGGAGAGGGACCAGAAAGAGCGACAGUGGGAAGACGACAUGAACAAGUUUCACAGCAAGGAGGCCAUGGAUCGUGAUACUGCAGAUAAGAUUCUAGAGUCCAAACAUCGAGCUCAGGAUGAAGCCAUUCAGAAGGCCGAGAGAAUGUCCAGCUUCAACUAUGAUGCUCCAGUGGAGCAGGCUAACAAUCCUAAUUUGAAGUCAAACAAGAAGCUCACCGUGGACCCUCGCAUCACCGACAAUGUGGAGCACAAGAAGGACGUCGCUGGAGAGGGAAUAGAUGCAUGGAAGCGAGAAGAGGACGCUGGCAAAGCUGGUCGUCGUGAUACGUGCCUGGUGUCUGCGAAGACUGGCGGCAAAGAGGUGCUGCUAUCGCCGGAAGAUGCCAACGCUGCAAAAGGUAGACCAACAUCACCGAACAAACAAGAUUCACCACGGAAACGGUCAUACACUCCCGUUGGUGACGACGACGGCAAAGGCAAUGCCGCGCUACCUCCACCUCCUUUAGCUCGAACUAGCACUGCAACACUUGGGCUAUCACAAACAUCAACGCUUCCUCCUCUGCCUAUGACCGACGAUACCGACAUUGGUGGACCCUCUAUACAACGGACGCCAUCGCAGAAGGCGGCUGAGAUCACGAACCCUCUCGUGGCUGAUAUGAAGCGACCGUUCGUCGACAAAGAUUGCAUGCGUGACCCACUCAACGAUUCUUUCUUCCUAGACACCUGGCAUACCGUAGCGGAGAACAACACCAGGCUCUUCCGGCAAGUCUUCCGAUGCAUGCCAGACAACGACGUCAAAUCCUGGAAAGAAUACAAAGAAUACUCAGCGUAUGCCGAGCGCUUCUCCCAAGCACAAGGUGGCGGCAAGAGCAAGGACCGAGUUCAGCAAGAUGCUCCCGGCUCUAGUGGACCUCCAGGCAACAUCAGUCUUUCUGACAAGCUUCGUCUACUAGGACCCAUUGGCGAGAAGGCCGGCGAAGCAGAAAGCAAAGCCGAGACAUUCGGGGAGAAAUUCAUGCAUAGCUUGGGCCAAAAGGACAGCCAGAAAGACAACCACUACAAAAACCAUUCCAUGGGAAAGAUCGAAGAGUGGGCCGAAGAAGCCAACAAGGCACAAAUUGCACGACAGGCAAUAGAAUCUAAAGACAAGCGCCCAAGAUCGCCCAGUGCCGCUGACACUGACACGACCAUCGACGAAAAAGCCCCCUUACGCACCUCCAAUGAGCUGAAGCAUGCUACAACCUUUGAUUCAGAAGCCACCACGAAAGUGCCGCCGCCGCCUUCUGUCGCCUACUCCGACGCCCUCAACCGUAACACAUCUACACAGAAACGGAGGAGAAGGGCAACAACUCGCAGUUCGAGAAGGGAAUUCCACGCCAGCGACGAUAUCAUCGAUCCUAGUGAUGCGGAUGACCUGAUGCAGAUGGUGCAGGGCCAUCUGGUGCUUUGGCCGUACGAUUGGCUGGCGAGGGAGGAGCAGGGAGGGAAUUGGCUGUAUAGUAUUGAUGGGUUGGCGCCUUUGGAGAUUUACAACUGA